UUUGGCGUUUACUGAACAUUGUCUGCUCUUAAUCUAUUGAAAAACAAAGCAGGGAUACUAACUUGUGAGUCAUGUCGGAGUUCACAACAUCGCAGCUCUCUCCAGAGGGGAACCCUCAAAGGAAGAAAGGUGCAUAUGCGUCGGGUAUCAGAAAUAAUACGUUGGUUGUUGUGGUUACCAAGGCACAUGGUCUUCGAAAUGUGCUGAAGAUGGACAAACAGUCGCCUUUUAUUACAAUCCGUAUACAGGACCAAGAAGAAUCCACCAAAGUCGUCUCUAGAGGUGGACAAACUCCUACGUUCAAUGACGAGCUAUGGUUCAACUUAGACGGCAUCGAAGAGCGCACACUAUAUAUCAAUGCAUAUCAUCAGAAGAAGAAUGACGCCAAAUUGAUAUGUUGUGGUGAAGUGGAUUACAGCACGGCUCUUAAACGAAGUACUAGCGAAGGGUUCGAUGGAUGGUUCACUCUUUAUUGGGAGGGCAGGGAAGCCGGUAAGGUUUAUUUGGAAAUGACUUACUACCCGAAAAAAGGCGAAGUUCCUAUCGGCACACAGAGUGCAGGAAGAAUGCAAAUGAGUAAGAAGGAGAAAUCAUCAGUGGGUUCCGAUUCUCAAUUGUUUGGGAACUCCUUGAGAGGCAAGUCUCAGAAAUUGAGAAAAAGCGAAGUCGACAAUUUGCCCGAAUUAGGAGAGCUGAACAUAGAAGAGUCCAGUAGUGGCAUGGGGAAAAUUAACAACAAGUUUUCCAAUUUUGAAAAACGAUAUAAUAGCUCAAGAUCUCCUAGUCAAUCUCCAGUGCAGACGCCGAAAAAUUCACCAAGUAAAUAUGAUCUGCAGAAAUCUAACAGCAUAACGUUCAAGGGAAACACGGAUGACGAGUCUUCGUCUACUCCGGCUGCUACCAACACAGUUGGUAACUGGUUCUCAUUUCUUGAUAAUACACUCAAAUUUCCUUCGAUAUUGAACAACAUCACGUUUAAUACAAAUAAUAGCAGCCAUGGUGAUGUUGAAAAGAAAGAUAUUAACGAUGAAUUAGAUGGAAGGGUGAAACUCAAAGUUGAAAGCCCUGAGCUAAUCCAAGAGAGACCAAAGAAGUUGUUUGAUACUGAUGACGAAAAUGAUGAUGACUAUGACUUGGCCUCGAGUGUAUCCCCAGGAUUAGUUAAUAUGCGUGAUAUCAAUGUCACUGAUCAAUGGAAAAAAAGCAUUGCGUCCAGACAAGAAGCAAUUUACAAAGAGAAGGGACUAACAGUUUCCUCUUUGUCAUUCAAAAAUAACGAUUCCAAAAAUAAGUACGAGCCAGACAGCUCGGAAAGCGAAGGAGAGUACACUUUGGGUCAAGUGGUUGAUUUCAGAAGCUCAUCCAAAAGUGGCAGAAAUAAGGUGCCUAACCGUAAAUCUCCUCAAAAAGAGAGGCUAGCUAGACUUGAUGAUGAUGAAAUGAGAAAAAGCUAUCAAGGGAGACGAUUGCCAGAUCUUAAAGGGGUAGACCGUACUGACUUGUUUGAGAAUAACCAUGAUGAUGACGACGACGAAGAAGACGAUGAUAUACCACCACCUCCACCACCAAAACACAUUAUCUCAAUGAGUUCACUUUUUGAUAGCAAUUUAGAUUCAUCCUCUUCAAGUGAGAAAUUCGUGCUACACAACACUGCUUCCGAACUCCCUAAGACAGCAGGGGAUGUCCCUAGUUUGGGCAAUAAUGAGAAAGGCGAGAGUGAUUCCAGAAGACCAUUGAGUUGGUACGAGAGACGUAAAAUGGAGCGUAGAAGACAUCGCUAAAGAGCGCAGUCUCAUCCAUUUACAUUUGAUCGUAAGGACUAUUUAUAGAUUGCGUUAGUUUUAUUA
Messenger RNA from Pichia membranifaciens NRRL Y-2026, 1847 nucleotides. RefSeq lists its product as hypothetical. The record is from RefSeq and is a predicted model, not a curated record. Bases 72 to 1781 code for a protein of 569 amino acids. Lineage: Eukaryota; Fungi; Ascomycota; Pichiomycetes; Pichiales; Pichiaceae. The transcript has a single exon.